Pelagomonas calceolata is the source of this 1069-nucleotide messenger RNA. The record is from the annotation of a GenBank genome assembly. NCBI's taxonomy places the organism in Eukaryota, Pelagophyceae, Pelagomonadales, Pelagomonadaceae.
GCAAAAAAAAAAAAAAAGGAAUAAUGGACGCCUGCUCGUGCGACGGCGCCCGCCUGGCGGAGACGUUCGCCGUGCUGACCUGCGCGCCGCGGGACGCGUCGCAGACCCUCCUGCUCGUGGUGUGCCUCCUGUCCGCCUUCACCUACGCGAGCGCCGGGCUGCUCGUGCAGAUCGGUUCGGCUGACGGUUCUCUGCCCGUCGGCGAGUUCACGCUCGCGCGGGGCAUGCUGCAAAUUUUGACCGCGAUCCUCCUCCUGCGGGGCGAGCGCGAGUACUUCCCACGCGAGAGGCAGCAGCUCUGGGCCUGGCUGCGGGGUGCCAUCACCGCGGCGAAUAUUAUGUUGUACUUCACGGCGCUGACGCAGCUGCCGCUCGGCGACGCCGUGGUCCUGACGUCGCUCUACCCGAUCACGGGCCCCUUCUUCUCGCGCGUCUUUCUCGGGGAGAGACUACCAUUGAUAUUCCCGGUUGCAUUAUUACUUGCGCUCGCCGGCGCGACGACGCUGACGCAGCCCACGUUCAUUUUUGGGACGACCGACGACGCCGACUCCAUCACGACGCUUGGCUAUACCUGCGCGCUGAGCGCGUCGUUGACCUUCGGGCUGCAGUACCCCGUCGGCCGGAUGACGCGGGGGACGCCGCUGGGCAACGUGAUGUUCGCCGCGGGGGCCAUGACCAUGCUCGCGGCGCUCGUCCUGAGCUUUGCGCUGCCCGAGUGGCGCAUCGUGGACCCGCUGAACGCGACCGUCUGGGCCUGCCUCGUCGGCCAGGCCGUGCUCCUCGUCUUUGCGCAGUUCGGGUUCAUCCUGACGACGCAGGAGCUGCCCGCGCACGUCGGCUCCGUAUUGCAGAUCACGGACAUCUUCUGGGCGUACGUGUACCAGUGCACCGUGCGCGACGAGCCGCCGACGUGGGAGCAGGCCCUCGGCGCCGGCCUCAUCGUGUGCGCCGUGCUCGUGGCCAUCUACGGCAACUGGAAGGAGUCCGGCGAGGACUCGGAGGAGCCGUCGCGGCCCCUGCUGUCCGGGGCGCGGCGGCGGCCCGACGAGGCAUAAAAUAAAACUUGGAA